Ziziphus jujuba (common jujube) is the source of this 1678-nucleotide messenger RNA. RefSeq names its product phragmoplastin interacting protein 1. The transcript has 4 exons. The record is from RefSeq and is a predicted model, not a curated record. Gene Ontology annotation, molecular function: RNA binding; zinc ion binding. Bases 49 to 1353 code for a protein of 434 amino acids. Lineage: Eukaryota; Viridiplantae; Streptophyta; Magnoliopsida; Rosales; Rhamnaceae.
CAAAAACCCUCGGUUUCGCUAUGGCAGGGUGAGAGAGUGCAUAAGUGAAUGCCAUUUACAGAGACUGAGAAGGAAAACCAGCAAAGUAUGGUUUUGUCAAACAAGAAGCUGAAACAAAAGCUUAGAGCAGAAUUAGCCCACUCUUUAGCAGCUUCAGAAGCUAAAACCGACCUCAACAAUGAAGCUACAGAGAAUCGAGACAAGCAAAACCCAAAACCCCAGUCUUUGAAAAAGCUUCUAGACUUGGCAACCCAGAGACCCAGACUGUCGAAACGAGACAAACAUAGACAAAACAGAGAUGGGGAGGACAAUAAGGAAAUUGAGCCAGUGGGUUCGGAGGAUAAGAAGAAGAAAAAGAAGAGGAAGCGAGAUGGGAAGGAAAAGAAUGGGAAUUUGGAUACAGAGGAACAUGAAGUUUUGAAGGAGGUUGGGAAUUUGGAUACAGAGGAACAUGAAGUUUUGAAGGAGGUUAAGAACUCUGAGACGAAGAAGAAGAAUAAGAAGAAUAAGAAAAAGAAGCAGAAGAAGGCGGCCAAGAAUGAGGAAGAGAAAGGGGCUGCUGAACUUGGAAGUGAGGAGCAAAGGGUCGCUGAGACAAAUAAGAAUAGUGAUAGCCAAGCAAAUGGAGAUGUUACUACAAAAGUUUAUGUAGGAGGCAUUCCUUAUUACUCGACUGAGGAUGACAUCCGAAGUUAUUUUGAAGGUUGCGGAACAAUAACAGAAGUUGAUUGUAUGAAGUUUCCAGAGAGUGGUAAAUUCAGAGGAAUUGCAAUUAUUAGCUUUAAGACCGAAGCUGCAGCUAAACGAGCCUUGGCUCUUGACGGAGCAGAUAUGGGUGGGCUGUUUCUGAAAAUCCAACCUUACAAGACAACAAGAACCACUAAAGGAUCUGAUUUUGCCCCAAAACAUAUAGAUGGCUACAACAGAGUCUAUCUUGGAAAUUUAUCAUGGGAUAUCACUGACAACGACCUUAGAAAGCUUUUCUCAGAUUGCAAUAUAUCAUCUAUUCGAUUUGGUAUGAACAAGGAAACAGGUCAAUUCCGAGGUUAUGCCCAUGUGGAUUUCUCAGAUAGCCUCUCACUGACAAUGGCAUUAAAGUUGGACCAGAAAGUUGUGUGUGGAAGACCUGUGAGGAUAACAUGUGCGGUCCCUAAGAAAGGAGCAAAGACCCAUCCAAUGCCUUUGCCUACAACUACAGAAGCUGCUAAGAGUGAAGUUACUAAUAGUGAAGUGAGCUCCAUUAGCGGUAAGAUGAGGAGAAGAACAUGUUAUGAGUGUGGCGAGAAGGGUCAUAUUUCUUCUGAUUGUCCAAAGAAGCAAACAGAUGCUCCAACAUAUCCUAAUCCAAGUUAAGCAUGUUCAUGGUUCUUACAAGGUCAUCAUUCUUGGCAAAAGUAUCUGCAUCUUAACGUGGUCUUGCAAACCACUAUUGCAGAACUCAGGUUGUUUGAAGUUUGAACAAUCUAGAGUCCACAGGUGGUGCUGGUAUGGUCCAUUAUUCCAAACUUUUGUUUCAGGAAACUGGUUUGGAGGAUUAUCUUCAAAGAAGCUCUGGGAUAUCUCUUGGAACUUUACCUUUCUAAGGAAUCAGUUUCUUAUACAAAAAAAUUAUUACCGCAGAAAUAUGUACUUAUAAAAAAUUGAGUUUGAAUUUGAAGUAGGUUUUCUUUUUUCUUUU